Molecule: messenger RNA, 2796 nt
Organism: Papaver somniferum (opium poppy)
Lineage: Eukaryota; Viridiplantae; Streptophyta; Magnoliopsida; Ranunculales; Papaveraceae
Product: cationic amino acid transporter 2, vacuolar-like
Exons: 14
Coding region: 514-2460 (648 amino acids)
Biological process (GO): amino acid transport; transmembrane transport
Cellular component (GO): membrane
Molecular function (GO): amino acid transmembrane transporter activity
Source: RefSeq, a predicted model, not a curated record
AAAACCUGGCUUUGAUAUUACUGUCACUUGCUUAAAAAAGAUUCAGGCGAUUUCCAGCAGGCAAAAUAAUACUACUAAGAUUCAGGAGUACUAAGAUUUGAUAAAAUAUACUACUAAGAUUCAGGAGUAGUAAUUAAGUUUCUAAAAUUGGUUUGCCGAUGAAAAGUAAUAAACCCUAAGCUUCCUCAGUUCCGGUCCAAUUUUGCAGUAGAUAUUUUUACAACAGCCAUUCCCCAACUUCCACCGCAAAAUGUUUUAACUGAUCGAUCACGUCACGGGUGUAAGAAAGCACUGUGUUUUUAUGCAACACUGUCACUGAGAGAGAAAAGGAAAGAAGAUAUAAAGUCCCAAGAAAAAAAAAAUUAAUUCACCUUUUUUCAGGUUCGUUCAACUUUUAUUAUAAUUAGCUGCUACUUGGGAUUGCAAGGGUCGGUGGGAAGUAGAAGAUCAUUUUACCAUUUGAGUGAAGCUCAACAUAAAAGAGGGAUUUUUUUGUUUUUUUGGGUGGUUUUGAUGGGCUUAUUGGAAUUUGAAUCACUACCUAAUGCUGCUGGUAGUGGAAAAGGUUGUAUUUCAUGGGGAUUUAGAAGUUUGAUUAGGAGAAAACAGGUUGAUUCAGCUCAUGUUAAAAAAUAUGGAAAACAUCCACAGUUGGCUAAGGAAUUAUCUAUCCUUGAGCUCAUUGCCAUUGGUGUUGGAUCAACCAUUGGAGCUGGUGUUUAUGUUCUUGUUGGAACAGUUGCUAGAGAGCAUUGUGGACCUGCUCUAACCAUAUCUUUCUUCAUAGCUGGAAUUGCUGCUGCUCUAUCAGCAUUCUGUUAUGCAGAGCUUGCUUGUCGCUGUCCGUCUGCUGGGAGUGCGUAUCAUUAUUCGUACAUUUGUGUUGGAGAAGGCGUUGCUUGGCUUAUUGGUUGGGCACUCAUCCUUGAAUAUACAAUUGGUGGUUCAGCUGUUGCUCGUGGCAUAUCCCCAAAUCUGGCUUUAUUUUUUGGAGGGGAGGGCAAUCUACCUGUCUUCUUAGCUCGUACAUACUUUCCUGGACUUGAUGUUGUAGUUGAUCCAUGUGCCGCACUUCUAGUUUUUGUCGUCACUGGGCUCUUGUGCAUGGGAAUCAAGGAGAGCUCGUUUGCGCAAGGUAUUGUCACUACGGCGAAUAUCUGUGUCAUGUUUUUUGUAGUACUUGCUGGUGGCUAUCUUGGUUUUAAAACUGGAUGGGCUGGAUAUCAACUUCCUACAGGGUAUUUUCCGUUUGGAGUGGAUGGAAUGCUUGCUGGGUCUGCAACAGUUUUCUUUGCAUACAUAGGGUUCGAUUCGGUUUCUUGCACUGCUGAGGAGGUCAAGAACCCUCAACGUGAUUUGCCGUUGGGUAUAGGGAUGUCCCUAUCCAUAUGUUGCAUGUUGUAUAUGCUUGUGUCUGUUGUUAUUGUUGGCCUGGUACCAUACUAUGCAAUGGAUCCUGAUACCCCUAUUUCAUCUGCAUUUGCCGGCCAAGGCAUGCAAUGGGCAGUAUACAUAAUCACGACUGGAGCAGUCACUGCGCUCUGCUCAAACUUGAUGGGAUCUCUUCUUCCGCAGCCUCGAAUCUUGAUGCUUAUGGCUAGAGACGGUUUGCUCCCUUCUUUUUUUUCGGACGUCAACAAACACACCCAAGUUCCUGUAAAGAGCACAAUAGUUACUGGGAUAUGUGCUGCACUAUUGUCGUUCUUUAUGGAUGUUUCUCAAUUAGCAGGGAUGGUCAGUGUGGGAACUCUUCUCGCGUUCACUAUUGUUGCUAUCUCUAUUUUGAUUUUAAGAUAUGUUCCACCAGAUGAAGUGCCUCUAUCAUCGUCAGAUCAUGAAACAUUUGAUUCAGUUUCAACACAGUACAGUUAUACUACUCCAGAAAUUGAUGGAAGUAACACUAAGGAUCCGAUAGUUUCUACUAAGAAUAACAAAUGUUUCCAACCUGAAGCUGAAACAUCUAUUGGCUAUCCUCUUAUAGUAAAAGACAUAGAUUCUGGUCAUGAUAAAUUGAAUGAACAAAAGAGACGACGAGUUGCAGCUUGGAACAUAGCCUUUGUUUGCGUAGGAGUGUUUCUGGUCACCUCUGCAGCUUCUUCAGCUGAAAACUUGCCCGGAACUGCUCGCUACCUGUUGUGCGGAAUUGGUGUCUCUCUUCUUUUGUGUGGUCUAAUUGUGCUAUCGUGGAUUGAUCAAGAUAAUGCGAGACACAGCUUUGGACACAUUGGAGGUUUCACUUGCCCUUUCGUUCCUCUCCUACCAAUUGCAAGCAUUCUUAUAAAUGUCUACUUACUGAUCAAUCUCGGAAUUGGCACGUGGAUUCGUGUUUCUGUGUGGUUGAUACUCGGUGUCUUCGUUUAUUUAUGUUAUGGGCGAACCCAUAGUUUGCUGCACAAAGCAGUGUAUGUGCCAAAAGAACAAGCCGAAGAGAUCUGUCAGAGAUCAGGGUAUCUCACUUAAGAGAAACACCAGAUCAUCAUUGACUCUACAACUCAGACAUCCAGAUUCAUCAUCAAUUUUCGUGUUUCCCACACAGAUCAUGGAACCUCAUGCAUUUGUAUUCGUGGCGUUUUCUGGACUGCUUGCAGUGAUGUACAUUUUUCUUCUGUAUCUGCUUAUAACAGCAACUAUUCUUUAGCAGGGUUGAACUCAUGGUAUUUCAUGUAUAUACCUAUUGAGAUUUGAGACUCGGGACAGGUUCACCAGCAGUUCCCACUGAAUUUAAAAAGAAGAUGUAAAUACUUUUACAAGUUCUAUUUUGCAGACGAACUAAAGAAAUAAAAAUAACCAUUUUAA